AAUUGUUGGUAAGGAUGACAAUAAUGCAGAUUCCUUCCAACUUUCAUGAUUGGUCAUUCAAUCCCCAAACCAAAGUGGACGAUCAUGUCCUUAUAUGCCUUUGAGGAUUCUACAGGAUCUUAAAUGAAAAAAGAUCUUGUUUUUGAUGUCGACUCCUUUUUGUUUCUUGCUUAGAAUAGCACAUCUGGGUUUUGGCCUCUUAGUUGUUAUGCAACAAAGCAAGUUCUAAGUUUCAGAUGGGCAGGUGAGAAUUGUUAAACCAGCGGGAUUCACUUACAGAAUCACCAGCUUUCAGGGAUGUUGGAUGGAGGCAUGACUGUGUCCUUCCAUGCACUAAAUUGCCCACCAGCUGUUCUUGGAAAUGCAAACAGGAAAAUGAGUCCUUACAGGAGAAGACCAAAUCCACCCGGAGCUGUUCACAUAUCUUCAGUUCUUGUACAAACUGAUGAGAGUGACAACUUCUCUAAAUCCAAGAAGAAUUUGGGUUCAGUUAGAUCUCUGAAAAGAUGUCAGGCCCCUUUUUCUCCCCUAAAACAAGCAAAUACAGUUGGCAUCAUAGGAGGAGUAUCUGUGUGGUCCACUCUUGUGUUCCUGGAAAAGCUUGUUUGGUGGAGCUCAAGAGAUGACAAAGAAAGCCUCCCUUUUACUGUCUGCAGUGAUCCGGUGUUACACAAGGAGAUUUCACCUCAUAGUCAUAGUUCAUUUCAAUUUCUCAAUGGCAAGGCUGCUCUAGUUGGAUUAAACCACGGAUUGAUUGUCGAGAAUUUGCUGCAUAAAAGGAGAUUUCUUGAGCAGUCCGGAGCUCGUUGCAUUGUUAUGCCAUGCCAUAUAUCACAUGCCUGGCACGGUAAGGUAUCCGAGGGCUGUUCGGUACCUUUCUUUCAUGUUGGUGAUUGUGUUGCCAGGGAACUCAAAGAAGCAAAGUUAAAGCCACUUGAAGCUGGGAGUGAUGUUCGUAUAGGGUUGCUCGCGGCAGAUGCAACUUUAGCUGCUGGUUUCUAUCAGGAGAAACUGCAGAGUCAGGGCUUUGAAGUAGUUUUGCCAGACAAGGGAACCAUGGAGCACAUUCUGAACCCUGCAAUUGAAGCGAAAAAUAGAAGGGACAUGGAAGGAGCCCGAAAUCUUUUGAGAAUAGCAGUGCAGGUUCUAUUGGUGAGGGCUGUGAACACUGUGAUUAUUUGCUCUGAUGAAAUGCAGGGUCUGCUGCCUCUGGACGAUCCUCUUCUCAAAAAAUGUAUUGACCCCAUGGAUUCAUUGGCAAGAUCAACUAUAGAAUGGGCCAAGUCUACAGGAAAGGUACAAAAAGAACAAUGAAAUUUAUGAUCCAUCGGAAGAGUAAUAUGUACAAAAUCUAGCUCUGAAGAAUCUACAGUUUACCUUGUGAAAUAAUUCUACUUUUUUCA
Tripterygium wilfordii is the source of this 1403-nucleotide messenger RNA. Its product is annotated as broad specificity amino-acid racemase RacX-like. The record is from RefSeq and is a predicted model, not a curated record. The transcript is spliced from 3 exons. NCBI's taxonomy places the organism in Eukaryota, Viridiplantae, Streptophyta, Magnoliopsida, Celastrales, Celastraceae. Bases 298 to 1314 code for a protein of 338 amino acids.